This is a messenger RNA of Closterium sp. NIES-65, 1068 nucleotides long. NCBI's taxonomy places the organism in Eukaryota, Viridiplantae, Streptophyta, Zygnematophyceae, Desmidiales, Closteriaceae. The record is from the annotation of a GenBank genome assembly.
AUGAACGGGGAGAGAGCAGUGCCACAUGCGCUAGUCAAGAUGAACGGGGAGAGAGCAGUGCCACAUGCGCUAGUCAAGAUGAACGGGGAGAGAGCAGUGCCACAUGCGCUAGUCAAGAUGAGGGGGACGGGAGCAGGAAAGGAUACAACUUGGAGGGGAUCACAACGCGCUCGGAUGGAUGGCACGUGGGAUGGGACAAUGGAUGGCAUGUGGGAUGGGACAACGGUCGGAGCCACCCCUCUCUCCGUCUAUUCCUCUUCUCCCCUCCCUCCACCCCCUCUCCCCUCCUCCACCCCUCUCCCCUCCUCCACCCCCUCUCCCCUCCCUCCACCCCCUCUCCCCUCCCUCCACCCCCUCUCCCCUCCCCUUCACUCUUCUCCAGCUCCACCCCCCUUCCCCCUUACUCUUCACGACCUCCUCGCGUCCGCACUUCUCUCUCCUCCGCACUCGCCCCCAUCACUCACCGAUUACCGGAGAAGAGAAAGACCCGGUCCAUCUUCCUCCACUGCAUCACCACCAUCUCUUCGCUCUCAACAUCCUACCGCCCUUCCCCCUCGCUCUUUCCUGCGCUCGCCCAUUGCCCUUCCCCCUCGCUCUUUCCUGCGCUCGCCCGUUGCCCUUCCCCCUCGCUCUUUCCUGCGCACGCCCAUUGCCCUUCCCCCUCGCUCUUUCCUGCGCUCGCCCAUUGCCCUUCCCCCUCGCUCUUUCCUGCGCUCGCCCAUUGCCCUUCCCCCUCGCUCUUUCCUGCGCUCGCCCAUUGCCCUUCCCCCUCGCUCUUUCCUGCGCUCGCCCAUUGCCCUUCCCCCUCGCUCUUUCCUGCGCUCGCCCAUUGCCCUUCCCCCUCGCUCUUUCCUGCGCUCGCCCAUUGCCCUUCCCCCUCGCUCUUUCCUGCGCUCGCCAAUUGCCCUUCCCCCUCGCUCUUUCCUGCGCUCGCCCAUUGCCCUUCCCCCUCGCUCUUUCCUGCGCUCGCCCAUUGCCCUUCCCCCUCGCUCUUUCCUGCGCUCGCCCAUUGCCCUUCCCCCUCGCUCUUUCCUGCGCUCGCCCAUUGCCCUCCACCCGAUAAGCUAA